This is a messenger RNA of Closterium sp. NIES-65, 3909 nucleotides long. Lineage: Eukaryota; Viridiplantae; Streptophyta; Zygnematophyceae; Desmidiales; Closteriaceae. The record is from the annotation of a GenBank genome assembly.
AUGGAUCGCUCAUCGUUGCUUCCGCAGACCGCAGCCAGACCGCGAACAGCCUUCGCAUACGUUCCGCUAGCGCUGACCUUGGGGUUAUUCACCUUUCUUUUCUUCUCGCGCCUCGCUUACGAAUCUCGCGACGCCGGUUCGUCGGUGGACGGUCGCGAUGAGGACGGGUUGAGCUGCGGGUUUCUGCCGAAGCUCUUUUCGCUCGUGUCCAAUGAGAGCCUCGCGUUGCACCUUCGGGAGCUCACCGCCAAGCCGCACAUCGCAGGCACCCCCGAAAACUUCGAAACUGCUCGUUACGUCAAGGAGAAAUUCGAGUCGUACGGGCUGCGCGCGCACUACGCGGACUACCCCGUGCUGCUCUCCUACCCGCUGCGCCAGUCGCUCCGCCUCGUGCGCCCCGUCGCGCGCAACUUCUCGCUGCGCGAGGAACCCGUUCACGGCGACCCGUUUAGCGCCUCGCGCGCCGCCACUGAUCCUUUUAACGCGUAUUCCGGUAGCGGGAGGGUCGGCGGGAAGGCCAGCGGGAGGGUGAGCGGAAAGGGGGCGGGAGAGGAGGAGGCGGAGGGGGAAGGAGCGGGAAAAGCAGAAGGAGCGGCGGUGGUAUAUGCGAAUUAUGGGCGCAUGGAAGAUUUUGAAGAGCUGGUGGCGGCGAUUGGGGAGGAGCAGGUGAAAGGCGCAGUGGCGCUGAUUCGUUAUGGAAAGACUUUUAGAGGGGAUAAGGUUCGGAAUGCAGAGAGGUUCGGCGUGGCAGCAGUGCUGCUGUACUCUGACCCAGCGGAUUACGCACCAGAGGGCACAGAUGCGGAGCAUGUGUACCCGCAGCAGCAAUGGCUGCCUGCUACUGGCGCUCAGCGAGGCACCAUCUACACAGGCAAGGGCGACCCUGCCACCCCCGGUUGGCCGUCCCACCCUGGAGGGGAACGGUUAAGCCACAAGGAAACAGCCAAGCGCCUGCCACGCAUCCCGGUGCUGCCGGUGGGGUAUUCGGUGGCCGGGGCUGUGAUGGCGCACAUGGGAGGGAGUUCGGUGCCGGAGGAGUGGCAGGGCGGCAUGACAGACGUGCAGUAUGUGUUUGGGCCGGGACCCGCUGCGGUUGACCUGGAGGUGCAGAUGAACGCCACAGUCACCACCAUCCGUAACGUCAUUGGCGUGCUGCCAGGCUCCCACCAGCCGGACAGGUACAUCAUUCUGGGCAACCAUCGGGAUGCAUGGGUGUUUGGCGCUGCAGACCCCAACAGCGGCACCACCUGCUUGCUCGAGGUGGCGCGUGCGUUUGGCCACAUGGCGACACAUGGUUGGUCGCCUCGCCGCUCGCUGGUGUUUGCCAGCUGGGAUGCUGAGGAGUACGGAUGUGUGAGUGUGACUAUAGAGGGCUGGGGUCAACCGAGAUCAACGGAGUGGGCGGAGGACAAUGCACCGGUGCUGGCAUCAUCAGCAGUAGCAUACAUACAUCAACGUGGACGAUCAACGGAGUGGGCGGAGGACAAUGCACCGCUAGGAUCAACGGAGUGGGCGGAGGACAGUGCACCGCUUGGGUCAACCGAAUGGGUAGAGGACAACGCGCCAGUGCUGGCGACGUCAGCCAUGGCAUACAUAAACGUGGACGUGGCUGUGGGGGGAGGAGGUUUCCAUGCCUCCGCCACCCCACAGCUUGAUGACCUCAUCCGUGACGUCAGCAGCCAGGUAGGCACGCUGACGUCAGUGGCUGGGUGUGCUGAUGGCAUUGAGCCGUGUGGUGGACUGAGCGAGUACCAACCAGUGGCCAAUCCCGACGAUCCAGCUGGCGAGUCGAUAUUGGAGGGGUGGGCGGCUGAGCACAGCACGUCAGAGCCUGAGUUGGGGCGGCUGGGAGGGGGAGGCAGUGACUACGCUGCGUUCCUGCAGCACCUUGGGAUUGCCGCAGCAGACACUCACUUUGGAGGAUCCUACCCCAUGUAUCACAGUGUGUACGACAACUAUCAUUGGAUGGCCACCUUUGCCGAUCCACUCUUCAAGCGCCACGUGGCAGUCACCAAGAUGAUGGCUGGCGUGGCUGCCAGGCUGGCAGGCGACCACCGCCUGCCCUUCAACUACUCUGCAUACGCUGCCCACCUGGAGCAUGACGUUGCAAGGCUGCAGGCUGACGUGGCAGCACAAGGCGCCCCGUCAUCUCUCUCAGUGGAGCCGCUCUUUGCGUCGGUCUCUCGGCUCCUGGUGGCUGCCCAGGGCAUUGAAGCGGAAAUCCAGGUGCGCAUUCAGGCUGGUAUUCAGGGGUGCACAGCGGUGGGGUGCACAGCGGUGGGGAGCACAGCGGUGGGGUGCACAGCGGUGGGGUGCACAGCGGUGGGGUGCACAGCGGUGGGGUGCACAGCGGUGGGGUGCACAGCGGUGGGGUGCACAGCGGUGGGGUGCACAGCGGUGGGGUGCACAGCGCAGUCCCUCCCAUCUUCCAUCUCCAUUUCCCGUGUUCCUCCACCCUUCCUCGCACUUCCCUUCUUAUCCCUCCUAUUCCCCGCUCCCUUUCUCCUCGCACCUCGUCUCAGCCCCAUCUCACACCCCCCGAAUCCCACGCACCCCUCCCACCACCACAGCGCAUUGCAGCAUCCAGCAGCAGCGCAUGCAGGUGCACGAGGGGGAGGGGAUGCCCCAUGGAGGGCGCAUCUGAGGAAGGCACAAACUGAGGCCAUUCGCCCCCAUCCCACACCCUCCCACCCCGCCACCCCUCCCACCACCACAGCACAUCGCAGCGGCCAGCAGCAGCGCGUGCAGGUGCACGAGGGGGAGGGGAUGCCCCAUGGAGGGGGAGGGGAUGCCCCAUGGAGGGGGAGGGGAUGCCCCAUGGAGGGGGAGGGGAUGCCCCAUGGAGGGGGAGGGGAUGCCCCAUGGAGGGGGAGGGGAUGCCCCAUGGAGGGGGAGGGGAUGCCCCAUGGAGGGGGAGGGGAUGCCCCAUGGAGGGGGAGGGGAUGCCCCAUGGAGGGGGAGGGGAUGCCCCAUGGAGGGGGAGGGGAUGCCCCAUGGAGGGGGAGGGGAUGCCCCAUGGAGGGGGAGGGGAUGCCCCAUGGAGGGGGAGGGGAUGCCCCAUGGAGGGGGAGGGGAUGCCCCAGGAGGGGGAGGGGAUGCCCCAUGGAGGGGGAGGGGAUGCCCCAUGGAGGGGGAGGGGAUGCCCCAUGGAGGGGGAGGGGAUGCCCCAGGAGGGGGAGGGGAUGCGCCAUGGAGGGGGAGGGGAUGCCCCAUGGAGGGGGAGGGGAUGCCCCAUGGAGGGGGAGGGGAUGCCCCAUGGAGGGGGAGGGGAUGCCCCAGGAGGGGGAGGGGAUGCCCCAUGGAGGGGGAGGGGAUGCCCCAGGAGGGGGAGGGGAUGCCCCAGGAGGGGGAGGGGAUGCCCCAGGAGGGGGAGGGGAUGCCCCAUGGAGGAAGGCAGCGCCAACUGCUCGUCUCCCACACCCUUUCCAUCCUCUCUCCCCCCUCUUCCCCUCCCCCCUCCCACCACCACAGCGCAUUGCAGCAUCCAGCAGCAGCGCGUGCAGGUGCACGAGGGGGAGGGGAUGCCCCAUGGAGGAAGGCAGCGCCAACUGCCCGUCCUCCAAGGCGUUUGACGCGGUGAACGAGCGCCUCUUUCUGGCGGAGCGGGGGUUCCUGGACGGCCACGGCAUCGGGCCACACUACACGUGGUUCAAGCACCUGGUGUACGGCCCUGAGAAGGACAACGACUAUGCCACGUCACCAUUCCCCGGGAUCCGCGAUGCCAUCGCUGAUGUCAUCAGUAGCAGCGCCUCCAAAAAGGAAAAUCCCGAGGCUGGGGCAGGUGGUGCUGUGAGGGGGAGUGACAAUAACGAGGAUGGGGAGGAGUGGAAGGCGGUGCAGCAUGAGAUCUUCCGGGCAGCACGGGCGAUCGAGAGGGCCGCGAAGAUCCUCGAGGGGCAGCUGCUGUGA